AUGGCUGUGAUUGAGAUACUUCAUCCUCGGCAUGGCUCCAAAAUAGAGAGUGAUGAGGUUAACGCACACAUUCUUGUGAAGAACUAUGAAAUGGGACUUGACGCAGGAUGUGCAGCGAUUUUUUUGAAUACACAUUAUAGAUACAAGAGCUGUGCAGCAGAAAUAAAGGUUACAUUGAGUAGCAUUAGACCUGGCAUGUCAGUAAUUGACAUCUCGCUGCUGGACUCGAAUGAUCGAGAGCUCAACCAUGCACCUUGGUAUAACUCCUCGAGGUCCUAUGGCAAAGAUAUCUUACAUUGGAACAAGAACGCCCGACCUUACAAACUCCUUGUGAGCUAUGGAACCGAGGCUUUCCAAGAUUCUUUGAAGACAUUGGCAGCAACUGCAAUCUCAAUUGGUGGUGUUGAUGGCGUAAAAAUGUUUGGACCUCAGCAUCUCAACCAAGACUUCACAUCUGCAAAUUCCAGGAUUUUCAACCAGAGAAAAGGGGCGGGGCUAUGGCUGUGGAAGCCAUACCUUAUCAAUCAAUCUUUGCACACACUGUCAGAGGGAGAUCUCUUGAUGUACGCAGAUGCCCAGCUUACCUUCGUGUCAAGUGCAACGCCGCUUUUUGACAUUGCCGAGGCGGAGGAGUUGGGUAUUGUUUCAUUUGGCAUGGCUCAACACAAGGAGUACGUGUACACCAAGGAGGAGGUUUUAUUCGCUUUGAAUUGUACGGAGGAAUGCAGAUUUUCGGGACAACGGGCUGCUACUUUCAUCGUUUUCCGCGUGUGCGAAAGUUCAAAGGAAUUUGUGCGUCAAUGGCUAACUCUGUCUCAGAAUUACAGCUUGAUAUCUGACGAAGAAAACGGGGCCCAACAACAUGAAGAAGUGCUCUGCAAACACUGGGGAGUGCCUGCAUACAGGGUUCCAACGCAGUACGGGGAGAACGCACUCGAAAAGAAUAGCAUGCAUGGCAAGUAUCCUCAGAUUUUUCAGGCAAAGUGA
Guillardia theta CCMP2712 is the source of this 987-nucleotide messenger RNA. RefSeq lists its product as hypothetical. Bases 1 to 987 code for a protein of 328 amino acids. The record is from RefSeq and is a predicted model, not a curated record. The transcript is spliced from 13 exons. NCBI's taxonomy places the organism in Eukaryota, Cryptophyceae, Pyrenomonadales, Geminigeraceae.